This is a messenger RNA of Sungouiella intermedia, 2076 nucleotides long. NCBI's taxonomy places the organism in Eukaryota, Fungi, Ascomycota, Pichiomycetes, Serinales, Metschnikowiaceae. The record is from the annotation of a GenBank genome assembly.
AUGGUAUUCUUAUUUACCCCGGAAAAACCGGGAUCCACUCCACGAGAAAUAUGGAUUUGUUAUCCAAUAAUCGAGCGGAUUAUCAAGGCACGUGGAUCUUCCUGGUCGAAUGUUGCUAUCAGUUUCAGUGGUACAGAAUUGCCCAUGCUCAAGCCUCCCCACUACGACGAUUUCGAUAAGUACUCCACCUCUAACAUUCGGAUCCAGUGCAAAGAUUUUACAUAUUAUUCUUUCGACUUUGCGAAUGAUGGAAUAUGUACAGACGUUUUCCAGAAACUCAGCGAGCUUGUGACGGCGCCCAAAACAAUGAACUCUAUAAAGGAGUUUUAUGCGUUUGACUACAAAGCAAACGUCUUAGAGUCACGUUUGGGUAGCUCUGGCUGGUCAAUUUACGACCCUGUUGCUGAAUAUACAAGACAGACUUUGAUUGGGCACGAGGCUAAUGGCAAGUGGAGGUUGUCUCUCGUCAAUAAGGGAUACAAGUUCUGCCCCUCAUAUCCUCAGAGUUUUGUUGUACCACUGUCGAUCUCUGAAAGUGUAUUAAAACAUGCCGGAAAAUUCAGAUCAAAGCAAAGAAUUCCGGCCGUGGUUUAUAAACAUAGACAGGGAGAGAAUGGGAAUAUCAUCGCCCGAUGCUCGCAACCUCUUGUUGGUUUAAACUUACAAAAUCGUUCUAUUCAAGAUGAGAAGCUCAUUGAAGAGAUUUUCAGGUCGCAGGAAGUGGAAAGGGGGGCCGGAAUCUCUGAUAAUAGUGCUUUUCGAACUCAGCCACAACGUAACCUAAUUGUUGACUUGAGACCAAUUACUAACGCUAUGGCACAACACGCUCUUGGAGCGGGAACCGAGAGCAUAGAAAACUACAGAGGAAAGGGCUCUUCUGAUUCUGAAAAGGGAGUUAAGAGUUCGCAGUCAGAUAAUUCUUCUAGGUAUCAACAACAAGUUGACAAGAUUUUCUGCAAUAUCGACAACAUUCAUGUAAUGCGAGACUCCUUGAACAAGCUUGUAUCGAUAUUGAGCGAUUUAGAUCGGUAUCCCGUGACUGCUAGUGGAAGUCGCCAAAGCCCUUAUCCUUUGUUGCAACAGUCCUUAACAAAGACUCAGUGGUUGCAUAGGCUCUCGAUUAUUCUUCAGUCUGUGGAUAGAAUCACCAAAUCAGUUCAUUUAAACAACACGAAUGUUUUAAUUCAUUGCUCGGAUGGUUGGGACAGAACAUCUCAAGUUUCGGCAUUGCUGCAGCUUUGUCUUGACCCAUACUUUCGGACUAUUAAUGGAUUCAUUGUCUUAAUAGAGAAAGAGUGGACAAGCUUCGGCUUUAAAUUCUCUACUAGAGGUGAUCAUGGUGGAUGUAUGGGUGCGUUGAUACCCAAAAUAGCCAAAGAGAAUAAGGAACAAAGUUUACUGAACAAUCCAAACUCUCACACUUCUCAUACUUCAGCUCCCCCUAUCAUGCAACCUAGUGAGAGCAUGAACAAUGUCAAUGGAGCGAAAACUGUGUUUACUUCUUUCCUUCUGAAAGCUGCGUACCAUAUAAAGAAUACUGCUUCUGCAGCUGCAUCUUCUAACCUUGCAAACGAUAUCAAGGGUGAGUCCACAUAUACAGUGUACUCUGGUAGUUCUGAGCGGUCUCCUGUGUUCCAUCAGUUUUUGGACUGUGUUUACCAAAUCUUGCGUCAACACCCGUCCAAAUUCGAGUUUAACAGUCGCUUUUUGAAGAGGCUCUUCUACCAUUAUUACUCAUGUCAGUACGGUACUUUCCUUUGCAAUUCCGAGAGGGAACUCAAGGAGGAGCAUAAUGUUCAGAACCAUACCGUAUCUGUAUGGGAUUAUUUCCUUUCGCGGUCAGGAGAAUUCAUCAACAAAUCAUUCGAGGGGUCAUCAGGAGAUGAUGUCAUUUUCUUUAAUUUCUCGGAUGUGCGUUGGUGGUAUGAGCUCUAUGGCAGAUCCGAUGAAGAAAUGAACGGGCUAUCAAACUCAUUGGAUCGAAAGUUUGCCCAACUAAAUCUCAGUCAUCAAAAUUCUAGUUCAGUGGAGUCUAGCACUACACUGCUUGUCAGCCUGGCGGCUGCUAAGAAGUGA